GAAGCUUAGGGAGAUGAAGCCAGGUGUCUUGUCACAGGAACUAAAAGAAGCUCUGGGUAUGCCAGAUGGUGCCCCUCCUCCCUGGCUUAUCAACAUGCAGAGAUAUGGUCCUCCACCUUCUUUUCCGCAUCUCAAAAUUGCUGGCUUGAAUGCUCCGAUCCCUCCUGGAGCUAGCUUUGGUUAUCAUCCUGGAGGCUGGGGUAAACCUCCUGUUGAUGAAUAUGGGCGUCCUUUAUACGGAGAUGUAUUUGGUGUCCAACAACAUGAACAACGCAACUAUGAGGAAGAGCCUGUUGAUAGGAGCAAGCAUUGGGGUGAUUUGGAGGAAGAAGAGGAGGAAGAAGAGGAAGAGGAAGAACAGAUGGAGGAAGAGGAAUUGGAGGCAGGCAUUCAAUCUGUGGACAGUCUUUCGAGGUAACAGGACACUUCAACCUAAUACAAGUAAGGCUCAAAUCAUGGGCAUACAUGUACUGUUCCAAACUCAAACCAUGGGCCCAUCUUUAGACGGGGCAGGGCCUCAAAUUAAGAUUGUUUGGGAAAUU
Magnolia sinica is the source of this 542-nucleotide messenger RNA. Its product is annotated as pre-mRNA-splicing factor sap145-like. Bases 14 to 418 code for a protein of 134 amino acids. Gene Ontology annotation, biological process: mRNA splicing, via spliceosome. The record is from RefSeq and is a predicted model, not a curated record. Lineage: Eukaryota; Viridiplantae; Streptophyta; Magnoliopsida; Magnoliales; Magnoliaceae. The transcript has 5 exons. Gene Ontology annotation, cellular component: catalytic step 2 spliceosome; U12-type spliceosomal complex; U2 snRNP.